UCGGGGUAAAAAGGAUCACGGACCCAAAACACCCGGUGGAGGAGAUAAACAAAACAAAACCCAACCCUCCCAAAAAGUGUUCUGUUUCUCUUCAAAAAAUUUGAAUUCAAAUCCAGAAAAUCCGAAACUCUUUGAUUUUCAUGGAAAUUUCCUCAGUUCCGAUCAGUUCUUGCUCCAAAGAGCACCAGAAAAUCUACCGGGAGUGGUUUCAGUUAGCAGAUUCAGAUAAUGAUGGCCGCAUUACGGGGAGUGAUGCUAUUAAGUUCUUCGGCAUGUCCAAUCUGUCUCGGCAAGAUCUCAAGCAGGUGUGGGCGAUUACCGAUUCAAAGAGGCAGGGUUUUCUUGGUUUCACUGAGUUCAUUACUGCCAUGCAGCUAGUUUCUCUUGCACAAGCUGGACAUGAGAUUACAAAUGAUUUAUUGACCAGCAAUGCAGACUUGGAGAACUUGAAACCUCCUGUCAUGGAGGGGUUGGAUGUGUUAUUAGCGAAAAAAAAGCGUUCGAACAAGACAAAUGAGAACGAAGUAAACGGUACUCCUGUGGUGCAACAAUCACCUUCAGCACUUUGGUUUUCUUCAAAAUCAGCAAAAAAGGUUCCGCUCUCUGCUGUAACAUCAAUUGUUGAUGGGUUGAAGAGAUUAUAUAUCCAGAAGCUGAAGCCAUUAGAAGUUACUUACCGGUUUAAUGAUUUUGUAUCUCCAUUACUGACAAACAGUGAUUUUGAUGCCAAACCCAUGGUUAUGCUUUUGGGUCAAUACUCCACUGGGAAAACAACAUUUAUUAAACAUUUGCUUAAAACUAGUUAUCCAGGAGCUCACAUUGGUCCUGAGCCUACAACAGAUAGAUUUGUUGUUGUUAUGUCUGGACCUGAUGAAAGAAGUGUUCCUGGGAAUACUAUUGCGGUGCAAGCUGACAUGCCAUUUAGUGGUCUCACAUCUUUUGGAACAUCAUUCUUGUCAAAGUUUGAGUGUUCCCAAAUGCCACAUUCUUUGUUGGAGCACAUCACAUUUGUAGAUACUCCUGGCGUUUUAUCUGGAGAGAAGCAACGAACCCAACGAGCCUAUGAUUUUACUGGAGUAACUUCAUGGUUCGCUUCAAAGUGUGACCUCAUUCUACUUUUGUUUGAUCCUCACAAACUUGAUGUGAGUGAUGAGUUCAAGCGUGUGAUUUCAUCUUUGCGUGGUCAUGACGAUAAGAUCCGCGUUGUACUCAAUAAGGCAGAUCAAAUCGAUACCCAACAAUUAAUGAGGGUUUAUGGAGCAUUGAUGUGGUCCCUCGGAAAGGUUCUGAAUACUCCUGAGGUCAUGCGAGUUUAUAUUGGAUCAUUCAAUGACAAACCUGUAAAUGAGGCUGCUUCUGGUCCAGUAGGGAAAGAACUCUUUGAGAGAGAACAAGAGGAUCUUCUUUCUGACUUGAAGGAUAUUCCUAAGAAGUCUUGUGAUCGCCGGAUCAAUGAAUUUGUUAAGCGUGCCAGAGCUGCCAAGAUACAUGCUUACAUUAUUAGCCAUUUGAGAAAAGAGAUGCCUGCUUUGAUUGGGAAAGCCAAGACUCAAAAGAAACUUACAGAUAAUUUGGAAGAUGAGUUUAAAAAGGUUCAAAGGGAAUUUCAUCUACCUCCAGGGGAUUUUCCGAAUGUUGAGCAAUUCAGGGAGGCCUUAAGUGGUUACAGCUUUGACAAUUUUGAGAAAUUGAAGCCUAGUAUGAUAAAAGCAGUUGACGACAUGCUGGGUUAUGAUAUCCCAGAGCUUUUGAAGAAUUUCAGAAAUCCAUACGACUAAUGGGUGUUGGAAUUCUUAGAAGUUUCUUGAACUAAAGCUGCUUUGAAGCGUACAUGUUGAAAGGAGGAUUGCUCUUCUUGAGCGUCUUGGUUACUGCUGUAAUUGAAUAUGAUUCAGGCCUUCAGCCCUUACUGUAGUCUUUUCCCGAGUUUAGAUCGAUGUCAUUGUAGAAUAUUCAUAGGCUCUUUAUUUUGUAAUGCCAAUUUUUGUUUUCGGGGGAACACUCAAGGGACGGAGGGCUGAGAAAGGUGGGAGUUGUUAUUUUGUUACAAUGUAUUCAUUCCUCACAAACAAUUAUGAUGUAACGAAGGCAAUGUAACACAAAACAUUGUUGUUUCCUACAAUUAUUACAAACCCUUGUGGAUUAUAAUUAGUUAAGCAUC
This is a messenger RNA of Rosa rugosa (rugosa rose), 2161 nucleotides long. RefSeq names its product EH domain-containing protein 1. Gene Ontology annotation, cellular component: plasma membrane; intracellular membrane-bounded organelle; cytoplasm. The record is from RefSeq and is a predicted model, not a curated record. Gene Ontology annotation, biological process: endocytosis; endosomal transport. NCBI's taxonomy places the organism in Eukaryota, Viridiplantae, Streptophyta, Magnoliopsida, Rosales, Rosaceae. The coding region runs from base 141 to 1778 and encodes 545 amino acids. The transcript is spliced from 16 exons. Gene Ontology annotation, molecular function: calcium ion binding; protein binding; GTP binding.